Messenger RNA from Panicum hallii, 1663 nucleotides. RefSeq names its product GDP-mannose transporter GONST1-like. Bases 155 to 1321 code for a protein of 388 amino acids. The record is from RefSeq and is a predicted model, not a curated record. Gene Ontology annotation, molecular function: antiporter activity; GDP-mannose transmembrane transporter activity. The transcript is spliced from 10 exons. Lineage: Eukaryota; Viridiplantae; Streptophyta; Magnoliopsida; Poales; Poaceae. Gene Ontology annotation, cellular component: Golgi apparatus.
UUCCCCACCGCCUCUCUCUCUCUCUCUCUCUCUCUCUCUCUCUCUCUCUCUCUCUCUCUCUCUCUCUCUCUCUCUCCCUCUCUUCCUCCUCUCCAGCCUCCGCCGGUCGGCCUUCUUGCUCUGCGCCGGCGGUCUCCUUCCAGGUGCAGUUUCCAUGUCAGUGGAGUUCAGGUCCGAGUGCGAUGACAUCGAGGAGGCCAAGUCCCCCAGCAACACGAGCGUCGCCGCCGUCGCCGUCAAGAACGCCGACGCCUCGGUCUACAAGAUCAUCCACGGCUACCUGAAGCAGAAGAACAGCUCCAUCAUCAGAGUCGCCGCCGAUGUCGCCAGGAAAGCGGCUUCCAACAAGUUAUCCAGGAAGACCUCUGAUGUUUUCGACACCUUAAUCCAGCAGCAGCAGAGCAAGUGGGGAAACAAGACCGGGCCGUUGCUUUCCGGGAUUUGUUACUGCAUUGCUUCCUGCAGCAUGAUAUUGCUCAACAAGGUGGUUCUCUCCAGCUACAAUUUCGAUGCUGGCAUAUCACUGAUGCUAUAUCAGAACUUUGUAUGUGUGGUCAUUCUUCUCAUACUCGAGCUCUUCCGUGUUAUUACAACGGAGGAACUCACAUGGAAGUUGAUAAAAGUCUGGAUUCCGGUGAACCUUAUUUUCAUCGGGAUGCUAGUAACUGGAAUGUACAGUUUGAAGUACAUAAAUGUUGCGAUGGUGACAAUAUUAAAGAACAUGACAAACAUUAUAACAGCUAUAGGGGAGCUAUAUAUUUUCAGGAAGGGUCAGAAUAAGAAGGUUUGGGCUGCACUAUUUCUGAUGAUUGUAUCUGCUGUAUGCGGGGGAAUUACAGAUCUCUCUUUCCAUCUAAUUGGUUAUACGUGGCAAAUUCUGAAUUGCUUUCUAACAGCAGGCUACUCGCUCACACUAAGGCGCUUGAUGGAUACAGCUAAACAAUCAACAAAAUCUGGCUCCCUCAAUGAAGUUUCUAUGGUGUUACUCAACAACGCGCUAUCAAUUCCAUUCGCAAUCAUUUUGGUUGUAAUCUUUGACGAAUGGGAAUAUGUUUGUCAAGCUGAAGUUAUCAGAGAGCCUAUUUUCUGGGUUGUUGCAACAGCUAGUGGUUUGCUAGGUCUAGCAAUCAGCUUCUCUUCGGUGUGGUUUUUGCAUCAGACUGGUCCAACAACAUACAGUCUUGUUGGUUCUUUAAACAAGAUACCCAUUUCGGUUGCUGGUAUCUUGCUAUUCAAUGUCCCUGUAAGCGUCGAGAAUUUCUGUAGCAUAGUUUUUGGUCUUUUUGCUGGGAUAUUCUUUGCAAAGGCAAAAAUGUCCUAACACUGUUCUAUCCAAGUGUGGCUGUAACAUGAAAAGUUCCUGCGGCAGCUCUGCCUAUCAACUGUACAGAGAUAUGACAGAGUUCAUUUUGUCACGAAUGCCGCCCCCGUCGUGAAUUUUACAUUCUUUCUCUCCGGUCAUGAAUUUUACAUUCUUUCUACUCUCCAUGCACAGGGUAUGGGUACAGCAUGUGUGUGUAUGCCCUCACUCAGUUUUGUACCAUAACUAUGUCAAGGCAGAAAGAAAUCUGCAUGACUAAACAGCAACUGAAAUUGUUCCAAUCUCUCUGAUCAAGAAAUUGAGCAGAAUGUUUACACAAAAUAAAAGAAAAAUUUAUGGUUC